AAUUUUGACAGGUGUGCUCUCUGCAUUACCGGCCGCGUUUUGAAAAAAUAAACAAAAUGGCGUCUCUUUGAAAAGUGCAAAAUUUGAAGUGAAAUUGAAUCAUCCAAAAUACUAUGAAUAAGUAAUUUUCGGCGUAACGGACCCAAAUUUUCAGUUACUCAAGCAAGAUGGAACGAAGCAUCGGAGACACCGCCGACGAGAUAUCAAGCUCGAGUGCGAGCAGCUCGGAGUCGCUCAAGUUGCCCCACGUUGAGUUAAAUCGUAUCGCGUCCAAGCCUAUCGUGUUCUCCUGGCGCCCCCCCGACUUCCCCGAAGACUCCCUUGACAAUGCCUCGUCCCAGUGCAUGCUUUUCGACAGCCCCCUUGCGGCGUCCGACCAAAGCAAAGUGAUAACGCAAGAACCGACAGUGCCCCCCGACACAUGGCUCCUCGGCGGCACUCUAGGCAAUCGUCAUGCAACUCUCGUAUUUAAAAGUUCAGCAUUGGCGAAUUGCACUCAAAAAUCCAUACAAGAAAAACCCGGUCAUAAACUUCACAUCACUUAUAAAGUACUUCAAGCCGAAACAAAACUCCUUUCAAAAUUAUUAGAAUGUCAUGGAAUUGUUGAAGUUCCACCAAAUUCAUCCGAUUUUAAUUUAUUAUGGACGGGUUCACAUCCAAAACCGGGUGCUUUAAGAUCUUUAGCCCCCCAUCAACGAGUCAAUCAUUUUCCACGUUCCUAUGAAUUGACACGAAAAGAUCGUUUAUAUAAAAAUAUCGAACGAAUGCAACAUUGCAAAGGCUACAAACAUUUCGAUUUUAUUCCACAAACUUUUGUAAUGCCAACUGAAUUUGGUGAAUUGUGUUCGACACAUCAUCGAAUCAAGGGGCCGUGGAUUGUGAAGCCAGUGGCGUCGAGUAGGGGACGAGGGAUUUUUAUUGUUGAAACACCAAAUCAAGUGCCUCUGGAAGAACCAGUCGUUGUGGCUAAAUAUAUAUCGCGACCAUUACUUGUCGCUGGUCAUAAAUGUGAUUUGCGAUUAUAUGUCGCUGUUACGUCAUUUGAUCCUUUGCUUAUUUAUAUUUAUGAAGAAGGUUUAGUCAGAUUUGCAACUGUCAAAUACGAUUCUAGUCAUAAACAGCUGUGGAAUCCCUGUAUGCAUCUGUGUAAUUAUAGCAUAAAUAAGUAUCAUAGUGAUUAUGUCAAAUCGGACGACCCAAGUGCCGAAAAUGUGGGCCACAAAUGGACUUUGAGUGCCCUUUUGCGACAUUUAAAAGCCGAGGGUAAAAAUACGGCGAUUUUAAUGUCACAAGUCGAGGAUUUGGUCAUUAAGGCCAUUCUGGCAUCGGCGAAUUCCAUUAUUUCAGCGUGUAAAAUGUUUGUUCCGAAUCCGAACAACUGUUUCGAAUUGUACGGAUUUGAUAUUUUGAUCGAUGCGAAUUUAAAACCGUGGCUUUUGGAAGUGAAUUUAUCGCCGUCAUUGGGGUGCGACAGCCCCCUCGAUGUGCGAUUAAAAUCGGCCAUGUUGUCCGAUCUUUUGACACUUGUGGGAAUCCCCGGCGUUGAUCCGAUUUUAAGACCGACGACGAAUAGUCUCACUUCGGCCAGUAUUAAAUCAAGUAGUCGUGUCAAACUUGGACAUUGUCGAAGAGUUCAUUCGGCCGAUGGUUUGAGUAGUACUUUACCGAGAAAGAAUUCUUCAAUGCAUGGUGAUCGGUUAUCAUCGAGUGCUUUAACUCUCACACCCGAAGAAACACGAGUCAUUAAAUUGGCCAAAUGUCAAUUUGAACGAAGAGGUGGCUUUGUGAGAAUUUUUCCGGCUGUUGACAGUUGGACGAAAUAUUCGCAAUAUUUAGAUCCGGCCACCGGAAUUCCGAUUUCCGGUAACAACAACUCCUACACCAGUUAUAACCUUUCCGGUGCCCACAACUACAACUUGCUUCUCUACACUCAUUUUUUUCCGGACGCUCCGGUGAAUACAAAACUCAUGGAUAAAUCGAAUUUGAGAUAUAGUUCAUUGGACCGGAAACGCGAUCUCUCAUUGGAUAGUCAUACAGGUUCGUCAUUGGCGCGUCAAGAUCGUUACGAACGUCAAUUGAGUCAAGGUCAUCGACAAUCAUUGGCACCUCAAAAAAUCCACAAAGAGGGACGUUCGAUUGAGUUACGUAAACAAGUAAUGGAUAUGUUGAGGAGUGGGAAAAAAAUGACGCAAAGUGAAACUCGGAAGACAUUUAGUCAUUAUUUGGGGUGUGUUUUGAGGAGGAUUUCAGCAGGGCCGGAUCAGGAGGAUCACAUGGAAAUCGUUUUGAAGUUUUUACAAAAAGCAUCAAGUUAUCUGCGUACGCCAUACCAAGUCAAGACACCGAGUCAGAGUUUGGAUUAUAAGGAUAGGGCGGCUGUGGUUGCAAAACAAUUGAAUGAUUUCUUGUAUUUGUAUAAUCGUGAGACGGAAUUGUUUGUUGAUAAGACGGAGAAGCCGAGUCAGAUUCCGGCCAAGUUGUAUGGGGAGUUUCUCGAGAAUGCGAGGGAGUGCGAUUUGGAGGAGAUUUUGGUGCAUCAGACGACGCAAACAGUGCCAACGCAUGGGGGCAGGACGGGGUUUCAGGGUGUGUUGAAGUGCAUCCCCAAUGUGCCCAAAUCGUGCGGGUUGAAGCCCCCUUAUAAGACAUCGACGAAGAGCAAGGGCGUCAAAGUGGCCUCCUUGUCUUGAUUUUGUUACACAUGUUGGUAAUUUUGUCAAAAUAAUACUCUUGGUUGAGAUUGUUGGUUUUUUCUAGUUUUUAACGGUCUUGGUUUUUGUUUGAAAUGACUAUUUUUUUUAUUACCAAAGUUCAUUCCAAUUUUUUCAACGAAAAACAGUGAUAAUGUACUUUGCUUAUAACUAAAGCUGCUGCCAAAUAAAUAUUUUUCAUACGUAAAAUCACUGUAGAGGAGUUUAGUGACUUUUUACACGUAUUGUGAUAUGAAGGAAAAUGCUUGAGCUAUUUUCGAUACUUGUUACACCGCUAUUUGAUGUUUUUCUAUUAAGAAGUACUUGGAUCUUGCUCAAAUUUUUGCCUAAACUUUGUUGAUUUUUUAUUUUUUUUGUGUCUAAAUGUUAAGUAGGGACAAAUUUUGUACACAAAUAAUUUUAUACUUUGAGCACAAGCAAUGUUGUUGUGGUUGGUCGUUGUAUCGCUUAAUAAAAUUACGAAAACACCA
Molecule: messenger RNA, 3181 nt
Organism: Tribolium madens (black flour beetle)
Lineage: Eukaryota; Metazoa; Arthropoda; Insecta; Coleoptera; Tenebrionidae
Gene: TTLL5
Product: tubulin polyglutamylase TTLL5
Exons: 13
Coding region: 168-2690 (840 amino acids)
Biological process (GO): microtubule cytoskeleton organization; protein polyglutamylation
Cellular component (GO): cilium
Molecular function (GO): tubulin binding; tubulin-glutamic acid ligase activity
Source: RefSeq, a predicted model, not a curated record